AUGAUGACGGAGUUUGCGUGGGCGGAUGAGGAGGAGGAGGAGGGGGGUGAAAGGCCAAAGGCGGUGUCUCAAUUAAUCGGGAGGAGACCGAAAGGCCAUAGGCGGAGUUUUCGGGAAAUGUGUAUGGCGAUGGAGUUUGCGUGGGCGGAUGAGGAGGAGGAGGGGGGUGAAAGGCCAAAGGCAGUGUCUCAAUUAAUCUGGAGGAGACCGAAAGGCCAUAGGCGGAGUUUUGGCCACUGA
Molecule: messenger RNA, 240 nt
Organism: Anisakis simplex (herring worm)
Lineage: Eukaryota; Metazoa; Nematoda; Chromadorea; Rhabditida; Anisakidae
Source: the annotation of a GenBank genome assembly